Diospyros lotus (date-plum) is the source of this 1767-nucleotide messenger RNA. Its product is annotated as mitogen-activated protein kinase homolog MMK2. Bases 224 to 1414 code for a protein of 396 amino acids. Lineage: Eukaryota; Viridiplantae; Streptophyta; Magnoliopsida; Ericales; Ebenaceae. Gene Ontology annotation, cellular component: nucleus; cytoplasm. Gene Ontology annotation, biological process: protein phosphorylation; intracellular signal transduction. The record is from RefSeq and is a predicted model, not a curated record. Gene Ontology annotation, molecular function: ATP binding; MAP kinase activity. The transcript has 7 exons.
AUGCAAAUCCGGUCCAGAAAAAUGCCUUUCCCUAAAGUCCACACGCGUUGGUACACGCACUCUCUUUCUCUCUCCAAAAAGCCAACUCCCAGUUCACAAGCAUUCUCUUCCAAUUUACCAACAAUCUUCUCUUCUCUUCUCCUCUUCUCCACCCCCAAUUUGUUCUUCCCAUUCUCGUUGCCUACCAGAAACUAGAAAGAAAGAGUUGGUGUUGAUCUUGGAUAUGUCUGUGGAGUCGAGCUCUGCUCCUUCUUCAGCCGAGGGAGGCAACAUCCGAGGCAUACCCACCCACGGCGGCCGCUACGUCCAAUACAAUGUCUACGGCAACCAUUUCGAAGUCUCCAGAAAGUACGUCCCGCCCAUUCGUCCUGUGGGUCGCGGCGCUUACGGCAUCGUCUGUGCUGCUAUGAACUCGGAGACACGUGAGGAAGUUGCAAUUAAGAAGAUUGGUAAUGCAUUUGACAAUAGGAUCGAUGCAAAAAGGACACUGAGAGAAAUUAAGCUCCUUCGGCACAUGGGCCAUGAAAAUGAAAGUCUCAAAUUGAUGAACUUUCAAAGAGUUGAUGCUUGGGCAACUUGGAGGGUUGUUUCAAUCAAAGACAUCAUAAGGCCUCCACAAAAGGAAAACUUCAACGAUGUUUACAUUGUUUAUGAAUUAAUGGACACUGAUCUUCAUCAGAUCAUUCGCUCCAACCAACCACUGACUGAUGAUCAUUGCCGGUACUUUCUCUAUCAAUUACUACGAGGGCUGAAGUAUGUGCAUUCUGCAAGUGUAUUGCAUCGUGAUCUAAAACCCAGCAAUUUGCUUCUGAAUGCAAACUGUGACCUAAAGAUUGGAGAUUUUGGGCUUGCAAGGACAACAUCUGAAACAGAUUUCAUGACCGAGUAUGUGGUUACUCGCUGGUACCGUGCACCAGAAUUGCUUCUUAAUUGUUCAGAGUACACUGCAGCUAUUGAUAUUUGGUCAGUAGGUUGUAUACUUGGUGAAAUCGUAACCAGACAACCCCUUUUCCCUGGCAAAGAUUAUGUUCAUCAGCUUAGACUUAUCACAGAGCUUAUAGGUUCCCCAGAUGACACGAGUCUUGGGUUUCUCCGAAGUGAGAAUGCCCGGAGAUAUGUUAGACAGCUUCCACAAUACCCAAGGCAACAAUUCUCUGCUAGAUUUCCCACUAUGUCUCCUGGAGCUAUGGAUUUACUAGAGAAAAUGCUUGUCUUCGACCCUAACAAGCGCAUAUCAGUUGUUGAGGCUCUGUGCCACCCAUACUUGGCACCUCUUCAUGAUAUCAACGAGGAGCCUGUUUGUCCUAGGCCUUUCAGUUUUGAUUUUGAGCAGCCAUCGUUUACUGAAGAGAACAUCAAGGAGCUCAUAUGGAGGGAAUCAGUAAAAUUCAAUCCUGACCCCCCGAUUCACUAAGGAGCACGGGCUUGUAUCGUAUCAUUUGCAUACAGAUAGAUGUCGGGCCCGAUUACCUUGUAUACCAUAUUAAACGCGUAAAGAUUCUCAUUCCCCUUUCCUCUAUCCUUGUGCUCUGUGUACAAAGGAGCUGAAGUAAAACUUGCUAGAAGCUUCCCUCUUGAAAUGCAUUGCCAAUUCAUUGUUGGUAGUAGCAGUUGCUUAUUAGAUCUUUGCCCCCUAGGAUUUUCCUUGACUUGUUAAAUGGGAUGAGAGAUGGACAAAAUGUGUGGUUAAUGGUGUCUUUCUAUCGAUGUUAUAACUUCACCAUUGUUGUAGAAAUCCAUUAAUUACAUUUGAGAAUCCUUUUAGAC